UCGCCCGGCCCCGCCGCCGCCGCCGCGCGCUGAAAGUGACCCUGGCCGGGCUGGGCGGCCGCGGGGCGCGCGCCAGGCACCAUGACAGAAGAUGACCGAGGCGGCGCUGGUGGAGGGCCAGGUCAAGCUGCGGGACAGCAAGAAGUGGAAGAGCCGGUGGCUGGUGCUGCGCAAGCCGUCGCCGGUGGCAGACUGCCUGCAGUUACUGGCCUACAAGGAUCGCCUGGACCGAGUCAAGGGCCUCCGGGAGCGAAGCAGCAUCACCCUGGAGGCCAUCUGUGGCUUGGAGCCAGGGCUGCAAUUCGAGGGCCUGACUCAUACCCUGGCCAUCGUGUGCCAGCCCCAGGCCGUCAUGCUGGGCUUCGACAGCCGCGAGGCCAUGUGCGCCUGGGAUGCCCGCAUCCGCUACGCACUGGGCGAGGUGCACAGGUUUCCAGUGACAGUGGCCCCGGGCACCAAGCUGGAGAGCGGCCCGGCCACGCUGCACCUGUGCAACGAUGCACUGGCACUGGCGCGGGACGUGCCCCCCGUGGUGGGCGGCCAGUGGCGGCUGUCAGAGCUGAGGCGCUACGGAGCAGUGCCUGGAGGCUUCAUCUUCGAGGGCGGGACCAGGUGUGGGUACUGGGCUGGCGUGUUCUUCCUGUCUGCGGCCGAGGGUGAGCAGAUCAGCUUCCUGUUUGACUGCAUCGUGCGUGGUGUCUCCCCAUCCAGGGGCCCCUUCGGCCUGAGGCCACUGCUCCCAGAUCCUGGGCCUGGGGUCACACAGGACCGAGUGGCCCAGGAGACCCUGGAGGCCCUGCAGCUGGAGAAGCGACUGAGUCUCCUGUCACAUGCAGGCAGGCCAGGCAGUGCAGGAGAUGACCGCAGCAUGUCCAGCUCGUCCUCGGAGACCAGCCACUCAGAUGUUGGUGCAGGCAGCCGGCUGGCCACAUGGCCAGAGUCCACCUCCGCUGGCACAUUGCAAGAGGGCCCUGGGGAGGCGUCCCCUGGCACUUCCCGGCCACUCCCCCACCCGCUGCGGCUGCGACCACUGCAGGACGUAGGCCGGCAGGGUUCCUCGGACAGCGGCAUCGCCACAGGCAGCCAUUCGUCCUGCUCCGGCAGCUUCUCUUCAUGUGCAGGCAGCAGCCUGGAUGUGUGGCAUGGGGCAGAAGAGCAAGGCUCCCUGCUCAGCCUUCCACCGGGCCCUGGGCUGUGUGCCUGCCCGCCGGCUGCCACUGAGUACCAGGUGCCCAGUGGGCUGCGAGCCCACUAUGACACGCCACGCAGCCUGCGCCAGGCCAUCGGGGACCAGAGCCCAGCUGAGCAGGGGGGCCCUGAAGGAGAUGAGGUACCCAGGGACUCCAGCUGUCCCCCUGGCUGGUUGGGUGCAAGAUGCCUGGGGCAGGCCACGGAAGCAUCGUCACCAGGAAGCUCGGCCCUGGGUGAGUCUUGGGAAGUGGGGGGCCACCAGGCCGGGCCCCCUCCAGGACUUUUUUCCAUCUGUGAUGUGUGUGGAGGCCUCAAGGUAAACCCCCCUCCCUGAAGGGUGGGAGGGGUGGUUGUAGGGCAUGGCUGUUGGUCCAUGAAGCUAGUGACCACAGCUUGGGGCACAGGGCAGCCCUCUCACGGUGCCCACAAUGGGAGAGAGCCCCUGGGUGGAGCCAGAAGUGCUUUUCUGGGGAGCUGGGCAGGCAAUGUUACACACAGUGGAUGUGAAUUGGCCCAAUGUGUGCGUGGACAUUCGGACCAGGGGUGAAGCUUCCCUCCUCCCUCCACAGAGCACGGACUGAGGCUCAGGGGUAUCUCGUGACUCUGGGACUCUCCCAGCUUACCCAGGCCAGCCUUUCCUGGGACUUGAACCCCAGCUGGGGGUAGCUAUGGAAUAGGGCUGGGUACAUAGAGCCAGGUCUCCUCUUCUCUGCCUGCAACCCCUGCCCAGGCUGUAUAGGAUGUGUGGGGGCACUAAGGUGGUGUCUGCCAUCUGGAGGCCAGGGCUGGGCAAGGCAUCUCAUGUGCUGCCAAGCCUGACUGGUCGGGCUGUGACCUUGGAGCUCUGCCAGGAUGCCUAUUUGUAGCCUGACCCUGGGCCCUGGCAUCACCGGCCUGGGUCACACUUGCCCACCGAUCUCAGCAUCAGUGGACCCCCUGCCUCCGGUGACCACCCUGUGCUUCCGUGGUGCCCCUCGGACUGGAAAUAAAACCUUUCUUACCA
Messenger RNA from Suncus etruscus (white-toothed pygmy shrew), 2194 nucleotides. RefSeq names its product docking protein 7 (gene DOK7). The record is from RefSeq and is a predicted model, not a curated record. Bases 92 to 1525 code for a protein of 477 amino acids. The transcript is spliced from 7 exons. NCBI's taxonomy places the organism in Eukaryota, Metazoa, Chordata, Mammalia, Eulipotyphla, Soricidae. Gene Ontology annotation, molecular function: protein kinase binding. Gene Ontology annotation, biological process: neuromuscular junction development; positive regulation of protein tyrosine kinase activity.